ACUCCCAGUGGCUGCAUGCCUCGCUGGAGAGACUUGUUUUCUUGGGAGGCACAGUGGAGUAACCUCUGCCCCAUGUGAUCUGACGAGGAGUCACCUCCUGGCCGGGACCCAGACAAAGCAUGGGAUUAACUUUGCCCUGUGCUGAUUUGUGGCUGCUCAGAGUCAGUGAGAGCUGCUCUCAGCAGUCUGACAGCGGUGCCUGCAGAGAUGGGGGCCAAGCUGCUGUGCCUCUGCCUGCUCCCAGCCCUGCUCGCCUACUACAUCUACUCCCCCAUGCCCGAGGGGCUGGCAGAGCCCUGGAAACUGAUGGUCCUCUUGACCCCCUUCAAGGCUGUGGGGCACCUGGCUGCAGCUGUUGAUCUGCUGGGGCUGAUGCACUACAUGGAGGCCAUGAGGCUGAUCACAGUUAUCGAGACAGUCGUAGCUACAUCCGAUGAAAACGUCACUGUGACGAGCACCGAGUUCAACAACGUCCCUGUCCGCCUGUACCUGCCCAGGAGGGCACCUGACGGGCUCAGGAGGGCCAUGGUCUACUUCCACGGCGGGGGGUGGUGCCUGGGGGACGCAGGCAUGAAAUCCUACGAUCACAUGUGCCGGCGGGUCUCAAACGAGCUGAAUGCUGUCGUGGUGUCAGUCAACUACAGGUUGGCCCCUGAACACCGAUUCCCGGUCCCGUUUGAAGAUGUGUACUCAGUGACGAAGUUCUUCCUGCAGAGCAGGGUCCUGUCCCAGUACGGGGUGGACCCCACGCGGGUCUGUGUCGCGGGGGACAGCGCGGGGGGCAACCUGGCUGCGGCUGUGGCACAGCAGCUGUUGGAGGACGCCGAAGUCAAAACCAAGCUCAAAGCCCAAGUUUUGCUCUACCCUGCUCUGCAGACCCUGGACCUGGAUCUGCCGUCCUACCGAGACGGUGACAACAAGCCCCUCUUGCCCAGGCGGCUCAUGGUCAGGUUCUGGAGCGAGUAUUUCACGUCGGACCCCUCUCUGAGGGAGGCGAUGGCCUCCAACAGGCACGUCCCUGCCGAGUCGGGCCACCUGUUCCAGUUUGUGAACUGGAGCCAGCUGCUGCCCGCGGGGAUGAGGAAGGGGCUGGCGUACACGGCCCCCACGUACGGGGGCGCGGGGCUGGCUCGCCGGUACCCCGGGUUCCUGGACCCGCGGGCGGCCCCGCUGCUGGCCAGCGACGCCCGGCUGCGCCACCUGCCCCGCACCUACAUCCUGACCUGCGAGCACGACGUGCUGCGCGACGACGGCGCCAUGUACGCGCAGCGGCUCCGCGCCGCGGGCGUGACGGUCACCCACGACCACACGCAGGACGCUUUCCACGGGGCCAUCAUGUUCACCCUGUGGCCCUUCGAGCUGGCCGUGGCGCACCGGCUGUUCAACAGCUACGUGGAGUGGCUAAAGGAGAACCUCUGAGCCGCCUCGGCUGCCGGCUGGGACUGAGGCCGGAGGAGCCGCGCCGGU
Molecule: messenger RNA, 1467 nt
Organism: Empidonax traillii (willow flycatcher)
Lineage: Eukaryota; Metazoa; Chordata; Aves; Passeriformes; Tyrannidae
Gene: AADAC
Product: arylacetamide deacetylase
Exons: 5
Coding region: 208-1419 (403 amino acids)
Cellular component (GO): membrane
Molecular function (GO): carboxylic ester hydrolase activity
Source: RefSeq, a predicted model, not a curated record